AUGUCCUCCCUCACUCCUAGCGGCAAGGUGAUCGGCCCGAAGCAGCGCAAGGUGGCGCUUUUGGGAAGCAGGAGUGUCGGCAAAUCCUCCCUGACGGUCCAAUUCGUCGACGAACACUUUGUCGACAGCUACUACCCCACGAUCGAGAAUACCUUCCAGAAGCUCGUCAAGCACAAGGGCCAGGAGUACCAACUCGACAUCAUCGACACGGCCGGCCAGGACGAGUUCUCGAUCCUCUCUUCACGCCACGCCGUCGGCUUGCACGGCUGGAUUCUCGUCUACUCGGUGUCGUCCCGCUCGUCCUUCGAGAUGUGCUCGAUUAUCCGCGAGAAGAUCCUCAACUACACGGGACGCGAGUCGGUGCCGAUGGUGCUGGUCGGCAACAAGUCGGACUUGGCAGUACAGCGGCAAGUGUCGAAGGAGGAGGGCGCGGCGCUCGCUGCUAGCUGGGGCUCGACAGCGUUCCUCGAGACGUCGGCAAGGACGGGCGAGAACGUCCAACGCGUGUUUGAGCAGAUUGUCGUCCAGAUCGAGGCGGAGCUGAAUCCGGCGCCCGCACCGGCGCAGAAGGGCGGCUGCGUGCUCAUGUGA
Rhodotorula toruloides NP11 is the source of this 591-nucleotide messenger RNA. Its product is annotated as rheb small monomeric GTPase RhbA. Gene Ontology annotation, cellular component: plasma membrane. Gene Ontology annotation, biological process: small GTPase-mediated signal transduction. Gene Ontology annotation, molecular function: GTPase activity; GTP binding; GDP binding. Lineage: Eukaryota; Fungi; Basidiomycota; Microbotryomycetes; Sporidiobolales; Sporidiobolaceae. The transcript is spliced from 4 exons. The record is from RefSeq and is a predicted model, not a curated record. Bases 1 to 591 code for a protein of 196 amino acids.